Messenger RNA from Eucalyptus grandis, 983 nucleotides. RefSeq names its product UDP-glycosyltransferase 83A1. The coding region runs from base 1 to 957 and encodes 318 amino acids. Gene Ontology annotation, molecular function: UDP-glycosyltransferase activity. The transcript is spliced from 2 exons. The record is from RefSeq and is a predicted model, not a curated record. NCBI's taxonomy places the organism in Eukaryota, Viridiplantae, Streptophyta, Magnoliopsida, Myrtales, Myrtaceae.
AUGCCAAGUUAUGGCACUUGUGCUGUACCUCUGCCUCCAAAGCUGAUUGAGAGUGGAGUCAUAGGCAACGAGGGCAUUGCUCUGAAGAGUGAUGUGAUCCCGAUAUCGAAGGACCUUCCCUCAUAUAAGAGCGAUGACCUCACCUGGAGUUUCCCUGAAGACCUGACGGUGCAAAAAGUAUUUUUCAAAUGGAUGUUGGCCAUCGUCCAUAACAGCACACAUUCAACCUCAUAUCUUUGCAAUUCGUUCCAUGAACUUGAGGCGUCGGCUUGUGGAAUUACUCCUGGAGUUCUCCCGGUUGGUCCAUUGUUAGCGAGCACCCAAUUACUACAUCACAGAGGAAGCCUAUGGAACGAGGAUUCGACUUGCUCGAACUGGCUGGACCAGCAUCCACCCCAGUCAGUCAUCUAUGUAGCCUUUGGAAGCACCACAAUCUUCAGCCCAGGGCAAUUCUAUGAGCUUGCCCAUGGCCUGGAGCAGAUUGGCCAACCGUUCCUGUGGGUUGUACGCCCGGACAUGACUGACGCGCCAGUCAACAAGUUCCACGGCACGUUCCUCCAAAGGGUGAAGAAUCAUGGGAAGGUGGUCCAAUGGGCACCACAAGAGGAGGUCCUAGCACACCCUUCAGUGGCAUGCUUCUUCACUCACUGUGGGUGGAAUUCUACACUGGAAGGCCUGAGCAAUGGGGUCCCACUUCUAUGCAGGCCCUACUUUGCAGAUCAGCGCCUGAACAGGAGCUUCAUAUGUGAUGUGUGGAGGGUGGGUCUAGGAGUGGAUGGCGAUGAAAAUGGAGCGAUAACUAGGCAUGAAGUGAGGACAAAGAUACUAGCAGUUCUUGGGAGUGAUGAGAUAAAGACAAAUUGUCAGAGGAUGAAGGAGAAGACCAGGAAGAGUGUGAGUGAAGGAGGGUCAUCCUUGAAGAAUCUGGAGAGCUUAAUUGAACUCGUGAAGGCUUGAGGGUUUUUAUUUGUUGCUCCUGUUAC